AUGGCAUCCGCCUUUAACGCGUACAAGCACGACAAGGCCCUGCAGGCGGCACACCAGAAGCAGCUCAAGGCGCUCCUCCGCGAGCCGGGCAACGAGUCGUGCGCCGACUGCGGCGGCCGCUUCCCACGCUUCGCGUCGGUGUCGCUGGGCGUGUUUCUGUGCAACCGGUGCUACGGCAUCCACCGCGGCAUCGGCGUGCACGUGACGCGCACCAAGUGCGUCGAGCUCGACGCGUGGAGCCCCCGCGAGGUCGCCGCCAUGCGCGCCAUGGGCAACCGCCGCGCCGCCGCCAUCUGGCACGGCUCGCUGCCAGCGGGAGUGAGGGCGCCCACGUCAGCCUUAUCAGAUGCGGAGGUGGAGCGGUGGAUUCGAGACAAGUACGAGCGUCGCCUCUAUUACAACCCCGCUGCUGCUGCUGCUGCUGCUGCCGCUGCCGCUGCUGCCACUUCUGCCACUCCUGCUCCCUCUCCCCCUGCUGCUUCGCCCGCCACUGCCUCCCCUCCCUCCACCACCCCGUCCACUCCCACAGGCGGCACGGCGCAUGCACGGCAGGGCGUGGAUGCGCUCAGCUCAGCCCGCCUGAGGCAUCCACCCCCCGCCACCACAGCAGGCUGUGCAGCCCAUCACGAGCAGCACACCCUAACAGCUGCUGGGGUCCCUGCAGGGCAGACGGGCCAUGCUGCUGGUGUUGGCUCUGGAAGCAGUGGUAUCAGCAAUGUUCUUUCAGUAUCAGGCGCCGGCAGCAGCAGCAUGGAUCUUGGCCCAAGCAAGCAGGCAGCUGCUCCUCCAGAUCUGAUUGAUUUCUCUCAGUGGUAA
Closterium sp. NIES-65 is the source of this 816-nucleotide messenger RNA. Lineage: Eukaryota; Viridiplantae; Streptophyta; Zygnematophyceae; Desmidiales; Closteriaceae. The record is from the annotation of a GenBank genome assembly.